Poecilia reticulata (guppy) is the source of this 3147-nucleotide messenger RNA. RefSeq names its product solute carrier family 41 member 2b (gene slc41a2b). Lineage: Eukaryota; Metazoa; Chordata; Actinopteri; Cyprinodontiformes; Poeciliidae. Gene Ontology annotation, biological process: monoatomic cation transport. Gene Ontology annotation, molecular function: monoatomic cation transmembrane transporter activity. The record is from RefSeq and is a predicted model, not a curated record. Gene Ontology annotation, cellular component: plasma membrane.
UGACGAUCUUUGUUGGCAUUUUUUUUUCCUGUGACGCGGAUGUCUGGUUGGCUGUCACGUAAAACUGGCAUCUCUCCUCCGGGUCGAAAACAGUGAUGCCUUCUGGAAGCCAGUAUUAACAAGGCUGCGUGAACCUCUCUGUGUUGUCGUUGUGCUAAGUCCGCCGUCAGUCUAGAUGAGAAGAGAUGAGCCUCUGCGAUCCUAGAAGUUGUCACCAUGAGCAUGAAGAACCUGGGCGGAGCCUUGGGAGACUCCCUGGGCUCUAGCCUGGCGGUGCGGAUGAGCGGGGCAGCCGGUGGAUGGAGUGCUCUCUCCCUGAAACCCGUAGCCCCAGUGCGCAUUGGCUCCAUUUUCCAGACCAUGGUUCCCACUGGCUACACCAAGCUGCAGGAGGAUCGAUUAGCCACGGUGGACCUGGGGGGGAAACCCGAGGCCAGCUCGCUGCAGAACGGCUACAGACAGGAGGCGACUCACAUAGAGGGCCGGCGGAUCGUGGAGCGGGCCUCCCGCUCCUCCAUAACUCUGUCGGACUGUGGAGAAGGGGGCUGCGCUGAGACAGAGCCCAUGCUGGCAGAGUGGAGGCUCUCCGGGGACGACGCCAGCGACGAGGAGGAGGAGAAGGAGGAUACAGUGGAGGCGCUGGGGUCAGAUGGGUCCAAUAUGCCCAAAGAGUCGCCGCUGGCCAUGGCUUUGCAGAUACUGGUGCCUUUUCUCCUGGCUGGCUUUGGAACGGUGUCAGCUGGAAUGGUGCUGGAUAUUGUUCAGCACUGGGAGGCCUUCAAGUUCAUCACAGAGAUCUUCAUCCUGGUUCCUGCUCUGCUGGGCCUGAAGGGGAACCUGGAGAUGACUCUGGCCUCCAGGCUGUCCACAGCUGUAAAUGUUGGGAAGAUGGACUCUCCCAUAGAGAAGUGGAACCUAAUCAUCGGCAACCUGGCACUGAAGCAGGUCCAGGCCACGGUGGUGGGGUUCCUGGCAGCUGUAGCAGCCGUCGUACUCGGUUGGAUCCCAGAGGGGAAGUUUCAGAUGAGCCAUGCUGUUUUGCUCUGCUCAAGCAGCGUGGCCACAGCCUUCAUAGCCUCCCUGCUGCAGGGUAUCCUCAUGGUCGGGGUAAUUGUGGGGUCGAAGAAGACCGGCAUCAACCCAGACAACGUAGCCACACCCAUCGCUGCCAGUUUUGGUGACCUCAUAACUCUGGCCAUCCUGGCCUGGAUAAGCCAAGGCCUCUACAAAUGUCUGGACUCCUAUCCUUACGUAUCAUCGUUGGUUUGCGCCUUCUUCAUGUGUCUGACUCCUCUGUGGAUGGUCAUUUCCUCCAAGCACCCGGCAAGCCGCACGCUGCUGUACUCCGGAUGGGAGCCAGUCAUCACCGCCAUGGUCAUCAGCAGUAUCGGAGGACUCAUUCUGGACAAAACAGUGUCUGACCCUAACCUAGCCGGCAUUGUAGUAUACACCCCAGUUAUCAACGGUAUUGGAGGAAACCUGGUGGCCAUCCAGUCCAGUAGGAUUUCCACACACCUGCAUUUCCACUGCGCUCCGGGAGAAGUUCCUGACGAGGCCAAGGGCUGCUACUACCCCUGCCGCACAUUCUGUGGCACAGGAGCAAAUCAUCGCUCAGCUCAGGUUCUGCUGCUUCUGGUGCUCCCCGGCCACCUGAUCUUCCUCUACACCAUCCACCUGAUGAAGAGCGGCCACACCACGCUCACCCCCAUCUUCAUGUCCGUCUACCUGGCUGCUGCUCUGCUGCAGGUUCUGCUGCUGCUGUGCAUAGCAGACUGGAUGGUUCACUCCAUGUGGCGCAGCGGCAAAGACCCCGACAGCUUCUCCAUCCCAUACCUGACGGCUCUGGGGGACCUGCUGGGCACAGCGCUGCUGGCGCUCAGCUUCCACUUCCUGUGGCUCAUCGGAGACCAAGACAGCGAUGUGGGAGACUGAGCCGGCCGCCGCAGCUAGAACACCCAGCUCUGGCGCCCUCUUGCCCUGAUGGAACCCGGUGCGUUCUCUCACGGCCGCUUCAAAUUCUGGAAGUAACUUUAUCUACAAGUUGGGAUAGACUCACUUUCUCUUCUGCCUUGUUUUCUUACAUGUGGAAGGCUUCAUACUCUUAAGACUCUGAUUUUAUGUUGGGUUUUUUGCAGCCAUUCUGAUCUGCAUCUUUUGUACCAAAGCGUUUGAGUUUUAUUUUGCUGGUUUUGUCGAGAGGAGAACGAAAACAUGGCCUUCUUCUCAUCAAAGAGCUGGAAAUAUUUUGGAAAUUUUGGGAACUUUUUAUGCACAAGUAAUCCCAAAACGAACUCCCUGUGAAAAGCCAAGACCGCAACGGCCGAAUGAGAGAGAGAACCUUAAAGGCAGCGACUGUGACCAAACCGGCUGAAACCGGAACAGACAUCAGCUGACAUCCUCCAUUCAGCAUGUUUUAGCACAAACACACACACACACACACACACAGCCUUCUGUUCCCAUAGGUUCAUUCCACCUUCAUCACAUGGGUCCUGACAUCAAGGUUUAUGAAUGUUUUAAAGAGUCCCUCCUCCACCUGUUGCUGAGCAACUGCUGGUCAGCUGGCUGAAUGAAUAUUUUUUCUCACUUGCAAAAACAGCAGAAUUAUGCAGUUCAAUAUUUCUGCUUACAGAAGAGGGAAGUUGGUGACCCCAAACAUCUUUUUGGUAACAGAUGGUACUUUUACUGAAGGUUCUCAUGAUGCCUUGUGAAAUAACAGCUCUGUUCAGAAUAAAUAUGUCAUUUAUUAUCUCAACAUUUAGCAUUAGCAUAUGUAGCAAUCAGAUGAAUUAGCUGAUGAAAAUGAAGAAAUAAAAAGCUGUUUAUCGAUAAAUUUCUGUUUAUGCUUUAAAUUCCAUUAAUUAUAUUCUAUAUUCUAUUUUUGUCAAGCAAGAAUAAAUUGUGUAUUCUUGCUUUGUGUCUAAGCAGGAAGAGGAAAUACUGUAGUUUCUGUUUGGAUGCCAGUUCACCCCUUUGCCAGUUUAUACUUCACAUCCUUAUUAAUAUCAUCUGAGUUCAUUUCAGUUGGUUGGUGUUUUUGAAUAGUGCAGCUACACAGUUGUACAAAAUGCUCAAAUUUUCUGUAUUUUCAAAUUGCGUAUUAUUCUCUAGAUCAGUGUUUCCCAACCCUGGUCCUCAAGGCACACUGCC